GAGGGAUGCAGCCCCGGCGGGACCGAGGCUGAGCCGCACCUGCUGGCGCGCACCGCUAUCCCCGCUACCACCAGCACCACCAGCGCCUCCGCGCCGGCCCGCUGCUCCUAGACUGGACCGAUAGGAGGGAGAACGCCAGGUCAGCUGCAGGAAAGUGAAUAAACUUGACUGAGAAUGUCUGAGAACCUUGACAAAUCCAGUAUAAAUGAAGCAGGAAAAUCAAAAUCAGAAGAUUCUGAGCAUGACCUUGAAGAUGCAGUGGGAGGUUCUGAUGAAGCUUUACAGGAAACAAAAAAUUCAGGCUCUUCCAGCACCCAAAGACUACAGCAAAGACCUCACUCCAGUCCUGCCCGAUUUGUGACCGUAGAAGAACUUCUAGAGACAGUGAAAGGAAUGACUAACAUGGCUCUCGCUCAUGAAAUUGUAGUAAAUGGAGAUUUUCAGAUUAAACCUGUUGAUUUACCGGAAAACAGCUUAAAGAAGAGAGUAAAGGAUAUUGUCCAUAAGGCAUUUUGGGAUUGCUUGAGUCACCAGUUAAGUGAAGACCCCCCAACCUAUGACCACGCCAUCAAACUCGUUGGAGAGAUCAAAGAGACUCUCUUAUCUUUCUUGCUGCCUGGCCACACUAGACUGAGAAACCAGAUAACAGAAGUCUUGGAUCUGGAUCUGAUAAAGCAGGAGGCCGAGAAUGGGGCCUUGGACAUUUCCAAGCUGGCAGAAUUCAUUAUUGGCAUGAUGGGGACACUGUGUGCACCUGUUCGAGAUGAGGAAGUUAAUAAACUAAAGGACAUUCAGGAAAUAGUGCCCCUUUUCAGAGCAAUUUUUUCUGUAUUGGACCUGAUGAAAGUGGACAUGGUGAACUUUGCUGUCAGUAGCAUUAGGCCACAUCUCAUGCAGCAGUCAGUAGAAUAUGAAAGGACGAAGUUUCAAGAGCUUUUGGAGAAGCAGCCAAACGCACUGGACUUUGUCACCCAGUGGCUCGAAGAAGCUGCAGAUGACCUCAUGAAGCAGAAGGGUAAAAAUGCCCUGCCCGCCGCAGGAGGGGCUGCCGGCCCCCAGGAUGCCCCGUCACUGAGUCCCAUCACUGUCCAGAACCAUGCGUACCUCAAGCUUCUGAAAUGGGACCACGGCCAAAGACCCUUCCCUGAAACCGUCCUGAUGGACCAGCCCCGUUUUCAAGAGUUCCAGCUCCAGCUGGAGCACCUGAGCCUCAUGGGGGCUGUGCUGCUGGUCACAUUCAACGCGGCAGGCUCGGGGAUCUCCAGCCAGGCCGACUUCGCCGAGAAGCUCAAGAUGAUUGUGAAGAUCCUUCUCACAGACAUGCACCUGCCCUCUUUCCAUCUGAAGGAUGCCCUGACCACAGUCGGUGAGAAAGUCUGCCUGGAGGUGAGCAGCUGCCUUUCCCUGUGUGGGUUCAGCCCCUUCACCCUGGACAAGGAGACGGCACUCAAAGGCCAGAUCCAAGCAGUGGCCAGUCCCGAUGACCCAGUCCGCAGGAUCAUGGAUUCCCGAAUCCUGACCUUCUUAGAAACCUACCUUGCCUCGGGCCACCAGAAGUCAUUACCCACAGUCCCUGGGGGGCUGGGUCCGGUUCAGAAAGAGCUGGAGGACGUUGCUGUUAAGUUUGUCCGCCUGGUCAACUACAACAAGAUGGUCUUCAGCCCCUACUAUGACGUGAUCCUCAACAAGAUCCUGGCCAGCUCCUGACAAGUGCGUUUCCCGCCUCCACUGCAGUAUUACUCACUCAGCUCCGAACACCCGUUCUCAACUCUAAUGUUGCUUGGAAGAUGGCUACUUGGUACAUUUCUGUUUAGCAGCACAGGUUUUCCGAAGGCAAGACUGUGGCAGAUCAACUGUUGAGAGGAACAUGCUGAAAGACCAUACCGAGUUCUGUUUGGAGAGUUUGUAUUUCUGAGUGCAAGUUUACAAGUCAAAGAAGCUUUUUGUCAUCUGGAGAUUUGUGGGUAGCACUUUGCUGGGAAGCUAUUGGCUUCCUUGUGCCCCAACUCUGUCAUGAUUGGCGCUGCCUUGUCCCUCCACGAGGCUGGGACAUCAGGGUGGUUUUUCGUUCAGAAACUGAGACCAUGACACCCGAGAGUGGAGGCAACCAGGCAAUACGUUUAGGGCUCUUGCCCCUCUGUUGGCUGGCCCCACUCCUCCCUUCAGAUAUUUUGU
Molecule: messenger RNA, 2175 nt
Organism: Sorex fumeus (smoky shrew)
Lineage: Eukaryota; Metazoa; Chordata; Mammalia; Eulipotyphla; Soricidae
Gene: TCP11L1
Product: t-complex 11 like 1
Exons: 10
Coding region: 175-1707 (510 amino acids)
Biological process (GO): signal transduction
Source: RefSeq, a predicted model, not a curated record